AUGCCUGCACAGCUCUUUCAACGAUGGUGUGGCGCACUGGUGCGCGCGGCGUCCGUGGCACUGGCACUGGCACUGCUCGUCCCGGCAGCGAGUGGCGCCGUUGGCGCUGCUGCGGCAGCGAUGACGGUGACGACGACCCCGUUGCUGCCGCUGCUCGACGUGCCGUUCCACGCGGACGUAACGGGGAUUGGCAGGGGGCACAGGCUGUUCCUGUCCCGCCGGAGCGACUGCAGUGGCGCCUCGGGAGUGACGUCGGUGUGCACCCUUGGGAGCGUAGUGGAGGGCGGCAGCUUCGUGAACGGGACGUGCGUGUUCACGGUGACGAGUGAGGCGCUGGGCGUCGACUUGACAAGCCCUCGUCCCACGGUUCCUGCGGUGCACUGGUGCAGCAGCGCGCACCCCGGCGCGUCGGUGGGCACGCUGCUGCUGAACGUAAUGGCAGUCUCUCAGCCGUUUAUGUUUGUCCACGUGGAGACGACGGUACGCGUCAACGACGCCACGCCGAUCGGCACUACAGUGGGCUUCUACGUCAGCAGCACCUGCGUUACACCGCUGACGAUCCCCGAGUCCGUUACCAUCUCGGCCACCCGUAACAUAACAUUCAUAGCAACCGGCGCAGUGCCCAUGUACGUGUGCGCCACGAUCCCCAGCAUCAACGGAUCCGUGACAGCAUUGGCACUUCGAGGAGUAGUCGCUGGUGCGCCAGUCUACACUGUCCAGCCUUCUCAAGGGGUGCGUCAUCGCACCAUCUCGAUGACAUCAACAGCGAAAGGCGCUGCUGAGGUCUCGCUUUCCCGAGACAGAGCUUGCAGCACAUUGGCGCAGCCCGCGCAGCUCGCAACGCUGAGCGAGCACUUCAGCUUCCGCAUUGACGCACCAGCCGGCACCUACUACCUCUGUGCUGCCACGAGCAGCGGCAUUUACACGCCGUCUAACAACAGCUUCACGGUGGAGGAGUACGACGUGCAGCCGCACACGAUGUACGCGACCCUCGAGACUCCGCUGACCUACGGCCUGGAUGCGACUGGCCGUGAGGAGCAGCUGGAGCUGGCGCUGUCGACGACGGCGGACUGCAUGGGCGGCUCGCUGGCGAUUCCCUGGGGAGCAUCGAUGUCGUGGGCGGUGCCCAAGGGGGGCGCGUACUACGCCUGCGUGCGGGACCGCGGUGAGGCGAGCACUGCCGGGUGCGUGGGCGCGAUUGCCGUGACAGACGCGCCGGCGCUGACGUUCUCGCCGUCGCCUGCGGUGCUCGGGCUGCCGGUGUCUGCGACGGUCAGCCACGCGCUCGGCCAGGAGGCGGUGUUCAGCGUGCGCCUGUCGGAGAGCGGGUCGUGCGACUCGGCGGGUGUCACGGGCGAGACGCCGCGUGGCAGCGCGACGGCGACGGUGCGGGUGCCGCUGAGGAUGCCGGAGAGCGUGACGUACUGUGUGUCCAACCCGCUGGGGGACGGUGGCGGCGGCGUUGGCACGCCCGCCGGUGGCGCUGUGUACUACGCUCUGGGCACGCUGCGCACGCGCGCGUACCGCGUGGGCCACGGCGCUCUGCGCACGAGCACGCGGAUGACGAUUGUCCUGGACAGCGAGGUGUCGCUUGCCAGCGGGACGUCCGUGGCGCUCGUGCUGUCGCAUGACGCGAGCGGCGCUUGCCCGGAUGCGAUGGCGGCGGCGGCGGCCGUUGGUGAGGGGAGCGGCAUGAUGACGUUCGCUGUGUCGGGUGCGUCAGCGGCACUGACGCCUGUGGUGUUCGCGUCCUCGGGUGUGUGGCUGGUGUGCGUGUGGGAUGGUGUCAAGGGCGAUGCCGGCUACACUGCGGCUGCAGAGCUGCAGGUGUACAGCAACGUUGCGGCUGUAUCGACGGACAUGGUUCUGACGGGCGUCAGCACGGAGGUGACCGUGUCGCGUCUGCCGCCUGAUGCGCGGGUCACGGUAACGUCGAGCAGCACAUGCAGCUCGCCGAUGAAGUCCAUAGACACCGGCACCGCGAAUGGCAGUGGCGUCGCGGUGCUGAACGUGCAGUCCGCCUCGACAGGGCUGCUGCUGGUGUGUGUGGGGUACCCCACUGCGCGGGAGUGGUCGUCGACGGACACCGGUGUCGAGUACGCCCCUGCUGGAACGGUGCGCAGCGCGGAGGCGCGCGUGUAUCCGAGCAUUGCGUACGUGGGCGAGACGACGACGCUGAGCUUCGCUGGGAUUGGCGGCAUGUCGCUGGCGGGCCACACCGCUGUCCUCCUGCCUGGUGCGGCGUCGUGCGGCGGGCUCAACUCGAGGGUGCCGAGGCUGCGGCUGAGCGGACCGGACGCGACGUCGGCUGUGUCGUACGGGACGGUGGGCGGCGGCGCGCUGGCGCAGGGAGUCGUGUACCGCGUGUGCGUGGGGAAGUCUGUGGGCGACGGGUACAGCGACGCCGGCGUUGUGGCGUCGAUGGAGGUGCCGGCAGUGUCGACGGACCCGCCGGUGCCAGUGCGCGGGCUGCCCGUGCGGCUGCACCUGCCACCGCGCUUCACGAGCACUGCUGCCGUGACGUUUUACGUCGUGGUGGGCGGCGGGGCGACGUGCAGCGGGGACCUGAGCGGGGUCGAUGUGUACGGGAGCGGCUCUGUGGACCGUGUGAGCGGCGCUGCGGCUGCGUUCGUGGCGCCUGCGCGUGCGAGCGGCGUGGACGCUGUGCGCGUGUGCGUUGGCUCGAACGCGAGCCUCGUGUCGGACAGCCUCGGGUACGCGCUUGGCGCGACGCUGCGGCUGGAGCAGUUCCACACCUCGAUGGUGUACCUGCAGCGUGGCGUGCCGAACGCGCUGUCCGGUGCGCCGAUGGCCUCGAAGGGGUCGCUGCACGUUGUGGCGUGUGACGGCGCGGAGUGCGGCGCUGACGGCGCUGACGGCGUGUGUCGCGCGAUGAUGGCGCAGGGUGCGACGAGCUCUGCGACGUCUGUGCUGGAUGUGCCGCUGGGACCGUGCCUCCUGUGCCAACGCGUGACGUGGGGUACGGUGACGUCGGUGGUGGGCUCGAACACGACGGUGGAGGUGGUGGAGCCGUUCGGCAUGACCCUCUCCGUAGACCCCUCUGACAUUCGCGCGUACGUGCCGUUUGGUGUGACGAUGUCUGGCGGCCCUGGCGGUGCGUCGGCGGGACGCGCAGACUAUCGCCUCACCGUACAGCCGGCGUCUGUCCCGUGCGCCGAGAGCGCCGCGGAGUCGCAGAGCUUUGUGGUGGGUGGCGGCACGACGGAGCUCACCAUCACGGACAUCGCGCCGGUGCAGAGGAUCCACUUCUGCGUCCGACCGUCGCCUGUCGACGCCUUCGAGGUGCUGACUGGUACGCUGCGGCACUACAUGGCGCCUGCCGCGGUGGUCGGCGACCGUGCGACGACGCUGACGUCCGGCGGCGUGACGGGUGGCGCCACGGCGGUGCUGUCGCGCACGGCGGACUGCCUCGGGGGCGUUGCUGGCGGCGGCGCCACGCCGAUCGUGGACGGGAGGGCGACGUUCACUGUCGCGUCGUGCGGCGCGAACGCGGCGCUGACGUCGCUGUACUACUGCGAGGCUGCUGAUGGCGGCGCGUACGCGUCCCGCGGGGCCGUGGGGCUGCUGCGCGCGAGCGGGUGCGACGGUGGCGCCGGCGCGAGCAUUGCGGCGGUGGACGCGGCGCCUGGCGCUGCGAUCGGCCGCUUCGGGAUCGACGCCGCGUACCUGGCGAGGCCGCGGCUGUCUGCGUCGCCCGACUGCGGGGUGCUGCUGGACGCUGCGGUUGCGAGCGUUGGGUACGCGCCCGGGGCUGGCGAGCGCGCCGCGUUCCACGUGUGCGCGGUGCUCGUGGGCGACGCGAGCGUGACGUUCACGACUGCGCAGCCGACGCUGCACGUUGCGAACUGGGCUGUGUCGCCGACUGCUGCUGUGAGCCGGUACAACGCGACGCUUGGCGUUGCUGGCGCCGGCGCGGUGCGCGUGGACUACGCGACGCCGUCGAGCGAGACGUUCUUCAGCACUGCGCGCGACUGCAGCGUGCGGACGGCGAGUGCCGCGGGGCUGAGCGGCGCGUCGAAGACCGCGGCGUACCGCACGACUGGGGUGCGGGGGCUGGUGUACGUGUGCACUGUUGCGCCGCUGAGCGGGGAGACGCUGGCGGUGGCGCAGUUCCUGUCGGUGACGCCGCCGGCUGUGCGGCGCGUAUCGCCCGCUGUUGUGCGCGGCGCCGAGUACAGCGCGACGCUGGUGGUGGACGGUGCGCCGCCGGUGUACUCGAUGGUGCCUGGGGCGGACAGCGGGUACGCGCACAUCGGCUACUACACGAGCGCGAGCCGCGAGGUGUACAUGUCUGGCGACGCGUGCGCGAGUGCGCUUGCGGGGACGAGCGCGGCGACGGUGACGCCGAGCGGCAGCGUGUCGUUUGCAACGGCGGGGAUUGCGGCGAGCGUGAGGACCGUGUCGCUGUGCGCGGUGACUGCUGGCGGGCCGGCGGUGGUGCUGGCGGGCGUGGUCGUUGCGCCUGGCCGGGUGCACCCGACGACGCUGGUGUCUGGGGCGCUGGGUGCGCCGGUCUUCAUACCGAGCCUGGGGGGCGUGACCGUCCAGCUGAGCGCGUCUGCGAGCGGGUGCGGGUCUGCUGCCGGGAUGCCGAGCUUCACGACGGACGUGGAGGGCUACGGCACGGUGGACCUUGUGGGCGGCGACGGCGGCGCGCUUGCGCCGGGCACGUACACGCUGUGCUACGAUGGCGCGCUGCGUGGUGGCGGCGGUGCUGCUGCGACGGCGCUGGAGUCGGUGGUGCUUGUGCGGGCCUCGUACUUCGACGUGCGCGGGACGACGUUCGUUGUGGGCGUGGCGGGCCGGAUGCUGCUGCAGCAGGACCUGACGGCUGCGGCGCUUGUGCCCGGGUUCAGCACUGUGCGCAGCUGCACGUCUGUGUCGAGCGAGCACGGGGCGUGGGCUGCUGUGACGAGCACGUCUGUGUCGGUGACUGCGACGAGCGAGUACCGUGCUGGGCUGUACCUGUGCGCGCGUGCGCCGGUGAACGGGACGCUUGUCGCGGUGCCCGGGGCGUGGGCUGGGCAGCGGAGCGUGCGGUUCGCUGCGUCUGCGAUACAGCUGCCGUCUGCUGGGUGGGACGCGUGCACGACGUACACGCUGGACCGGUGCUACCCGCCGGGCGCGAGCGCGAGCAGUGCGACGUCGGUGCUUGCUGUUGUGCGCGGGGACUGCUGCGGCGCGUCGCGCACGAGUGCGGUUGUUGGGGAGGCGAGCAUGGCGAGCGGGACGUGCGAGCUGACGCUGGACUACGACAAGGUGUCCGCGUACCCCGCGGGGUCGACGUACCACGUGUGCGUGUGGGACAGCGCGGACGACACCGUGUGCACGACUGUGAGCGAGGCGCUGGUGAGCACGAACUGCACUCGCGGUGGCGGCGCUGGCCGCGGGCUGAGCCGUGGCGCUGUUGCCGGUGUCGUAGUUUUUUGCCUUUUAGUGUGUUGCUGCUUGGUGUGUGGGGCUGUGUGGCGCUUGCGGUAUUGGCGCAGGGAAACGGAGGCGGAGGUGGAGGUGGAAGUGGAGGAGUUUGAUGAGCCAUCAGUUGUGGCGAAGCCUUCCGGAUGUGUGGUUUCGAAGUUCCGCCUCCGGAGCUGCUCUCCCGACUCCUCUUUCAGAAGCUGCAGUGGCACCACGUCGUUAGCGGGGACGGAGGUGACUCUGAGGUUGAACCCUCUGCUGGUGAGUGCGGCGUACAACAGUGGGGCUGCGCUGCUGCCGGAUGAUCUUCCGAUCAUUCCCGUUACUGUCGACGAGAAGACGCGCAACCUGCCGAAGUUGGAGUGGGAGCACCGCCGACGUCUUGCUGCUCACCAGGGGGAGGCGUGGCGUGUGCUGCAGCGGCUGUGUGAGGCGGAACGGCAGGAGGUAAAAACUGAAGCGGUCAUUGUGUUCAAUGGUGGCGCCUACCCCAGUGAAUGUGCUGAGGAGUACACACGUCGUGGGUGA
Leishmania braziliensis MHOM/BR/75/M2904 is the source of this 5967-nucleotide messenger RNA. RefSeq lists its product as hypothetical. Bases 1 to 5967 code for a protein of 1988 amino acids. The record is from RefSeq and is a predicted model, not a curated record. The transcript has a single exon. Lineage: Eukaryota; Euglenozoa; Kinetoplastea; Trypanosomatida; Trypanosomatidae.